Chara braunii is the source of this 1404-nucleotide messenger RNA. Lineage: Eukaryota; Viridiplantae; Streptophyta; Charophyceae; Charales; Characeae. The record is from the annotation of a GenBank genome assembly.
GGCUGUGGCCAUGUGGUUCCUCCGGUUAGCCGUUUCGACACCACUAGAGGAGGCGACCGUUGCAGGGGUCCCCGCGGAGGCGGGCGCACGAGUGUCGUUGGUGGCUCGUCUUUCGAAUGCGAACUGUGGGUGGUAUGUGCAGCCCGUCGAUUUCGAUGACGCAAAACCGCCCACCUCCCACCACCCCGUGCUGGUCGUCUUCUGCGAGCCGCUAUAUUCGACUCCUCUGCUUCCACGCUUUGUCGUCAUCGAAAGUUGGCAGAUCUGUUUGUCGUGUUUUGCUGCAGGAGCGCAUGGCUGACAUGGUGAGGACGACAGCUCUGCUAAUUAUCCUUCUUGGGACGGUGGUGCUGUUCAUUGCUCUGCACGCGUGCCACCUGGCCAGUGCUCUCAUCCGACGUGGAAGGAGGAAGGGGUUGAAGAGGCUUCGACAGGGCGCUUCAACAACCAAAGGGAUGGGGGAUGAAUACAGUCGGGGUUGUCAGGGUUUCGGGAUGGGGAGGGGGGAGUACGGAGGAGGGAGUGGAAUGCAGCACAACGUCCACCACAGGUUUGAUCCAAAUCUGUAUUCGCAUCUCCCUCCUCACCAGCAGCCUUUGCCUGACGACACGACGUGGUCACCCCCUCCGUCGACAUUGGAUCUGGCAUGGGGGUCGACACAGAUGUCUUACGACGCACCAACGCGAGCAGAAAGCACGGGAGGGGGUGUUGGUCCCAUGUCCGCACUGUUGGGCGAAACCCGGGGCGGAGGCCGUCUUCCAUUCGAUUUGGAACUCUCACCGGCGACCACCAUGGACGUGUCUAGAACGGUCCUCGUCCAGCGGAGUGGACAUGGUGGCGGCAGCAGCACGCAGACAAUGCAUGUCACCGACCUUGACGAUGGGAUGUCAAUGCAUCGGCCGAACCACGUGUCGAGGCCUGCGCCGAGCCAGGCCAGACCUGCUGCCAGCGUGCUGUAUCACCAACCUAUGGCAGGCGCGGCCAUGCAGGAACGGAGGCCUGAUGUGGGCGGUGUUGCGGAAUCCCCUCGAUGCGUGGAGCGUAUUGUCUGCCGCUUCAAUAGCUUGCGGGCGACCAGCGAUGGUGAUGGAGCACGACCGGACGGUGGUGCCAGCGAGGCGGACCGCGUCGAUGUUGAAGACGACGAUGGUGACGACGAUGAGGAAGAUGAAACUUGACAAGGAAGCAGCCUCCAGCGGGACGAAAAAGCAAGCUUCCAAAGGUUGUGGGAAAGCGAAGGGAAAGGAUAAGGAAGGUGAUAGAAACGGCGAGGUGGCGGGAGCGGUGCGCGGGGGAACUGGAAUUUGAACGAGUCCCUCGUUCUUGUCCGGUGCAAGAGAGACCAAGAUGACUACUUUGCUAAUGCGGGAACCAACUUCGCUAGAAUGAAAAUCAAGGACCAGA